CACGUGUACCACACUUUACCUCAACCAAGGAUCCUGUUGUCCACGAUGAGCGCCUUCCCCUCCAUUAAACUCACAUACUUCGCCGCCGCUGGGCGCGCUGAGGCUCAGCGUCUGGCCUUCUACAUCGGCGGUGUGCCCUUCGAGGACAAGCGUGUCAGCCAUGCGCAGUUUGCGGCCAUGAAGGAGUCGCUUCCACUGGGCCAGUUACCGAUCCUUGAGGUGGACGGCGAUGUGUUCACUCAGUCACACGCCAUCAUGCGCUUCGCCGGCCGCAUGGGAGGGCUUUAUCCCGUGAGUGUGCCCUACCUGGCGCUCAAGAUCGACGAGGUGCUGCACGCCAUGGGCGAGAUCGAGGAGAAGAUGGGCCCGGCGUUUCGUGAGUCCGACGCUGACAAGAAGAAGCUCAUGCGCGAGGAGCUUGCCUCCGUCACGAUCCCUCGCUACGCCGCUCUGUUCGAGGCUCGACUCGAGAAGAUGAAGCAGAUCCCAGCCUUCCAGUCCCAGGACGUCUUCAUCCACGACGUAGCCAUCUACGCCUGGGUUAAGUCCCUGCGUGCCGGAUACAUCGACCACAUCCCCACCACAGUUCUGGAUGGCUACAAGCUGCUGAACGAGGCACACGACAAGGUGGCCAACCACCCCAAGGUCAAGGAAUGGUACAUGCUGCAACACAACGCGCCCAAGCUUAAGCUGGUCUACAUGCCCAAACCUGGUCGUGCUGAACCGAUCCGCCUCGCCUUCUUCAUCGGAGGCGUCGAGUUCGAAGACGAACGUAUCACUCACGAGGAAUUGGCAAACCUCAAGCCGUCGCUGCCGUUCAACCAGCUGCCUGUGUUGGAAGUGGACGGUGAUGUCAUUGCCCAGUCGCUCGCUAUCCUUCGCUACGCUGGCACACUCUCAGGACUUUACCCUGCGACCGACCCGGUGGCUGCUUACCGUAUUGACGAGCUCUUCGACAUCCUCGACGACAUGUUCAACUUCCCGCUUUGGGGUGCCUCUCACCGUGAGAAGGACACGGAGAAGCAGCUGGCGAUGCGCGCGGAGUUGUCCAGUGGAAUGGUGCCCAAGACGUUGGCAUUCCUGGAGAAGCGGAUUACCGCGAACAAGGGCCCCUACGCGGCAGGAGCGAACCUCACGGUGGCAGACCUCGCUAUCUAUGGUGUGCUGCUUGGAUUCAAGAGUGGUGUGCCCGGAUUCGAAAAGACCAUCGCAGACUCGUUCAAUAACUUGCAGCGUGUGUUCAAGCUGGUGGCGGAACACCCGAAGGUUGUCGAGUGGAACGUCGCACACAACCAGUAAACGGCCAAAAGGUUGCAUCCUAAGAAAGUAGUGACCUUGCUAAAAGAUACUUUGAAGUAAAAUACAUAACGCUUGUGAGUUUUAGAAAAA
Phytophthora infestans T30-4 is the source of this 1389-nucleotide messenger RNA. RefSeq names its product glutathione S-transferase, putative. Lineage: Eukaryota; Oomycota; Peronosporomycetes; Peronosporales; Peronosporaceae. Gene Ontology annotation, biological process: glutathione metabolic process. The record is from RefSeq and is a predicted model, not a curated record. Gene Ontology annotation, molecular function: glutathione transferase activity. The transcript has a single exon. The coding region runs from base 46 to 1299 and encodes 417 amino acids.